AUGGUAGACCGAGCUGGCGAGAAAUGGAUUGAUGAAUUAGAGUCCAUUUUCUCUAUGAUGACCUAUACUACUAAACAACGCGUCCGAUUGGCUACUUUCAAGCUUAAAGAUGCAGCAAAACAAUGGUGGGAAAGUGUUAAGCCUAUUGAUGGAUCUGAAUUGACUUGGGAGCAAUUUAAGAAGAGGUUCUUUGCCUACUACUUCUCGCCAACUAGUAAUGCUGAUGAAGAAUGGAAGUGUGAGCAAUUCCUUGAUAAGAUAAGGCUUGAGUAUAGCAGGCAACUAGCGGCUCAUGAUAUUGAUUCAUUUAAAGUCAUGUGUAACAAGUUCAGGGCUGUUGCUAGAAGAAGCCAGAUGAAUGAUGGUAAUCGACGAGAUGGCCAAGGCCGAUAUUCCUCUUUUAUGGGCCCUACUUGGGGUAUGAGCAAGAAGUCAACUUAUAGCUCGGGAUUCUCUAAGGGUUACAGUGGAGGUGGAGAAAGCAGUAAGAAGAAUUUCUCUAAGGGAUUACAAUAUAAAGGAUCCCAAUCCAAGAGCUUCCAUUCUAAGAGCUUCAGAGGUCGGAGCCAAGCUUCAAGGCAAGACUCAACUCCAUCUAUCAUGGGACCACUAGUGGUGCGAUCGCAUUGUGAUAAGUGUGGAAGAUUUCACGUCGGAGACUGUUGGGCAUGCUACAAGUGUAACAAGAUGGGUCAUAUCGCCCGUAAUUGCCUAAAGGCUGUGACUGAUGGGAGAUCUGUUGUUCCUGCUCAUGUCUUCGCGAUGUCUAAAGAGGAAGCAGAAGCUUCUCUAAAAUUGAUCAAAGAUUGUAUGACUAGACUUAAAAUGUUUGCAUGUGAAAUGGAUGUUGUUAUUAAUGUUUCUACACCGAUUGGAGCCUCUGCCAGGAUCAGUCGUGUGUGCUUUAAUGUUAAUUUGAAGUGUAGUGAUAGGGUUACAAUCAUUGACUUAAUUUGUUUGCCUUUGUCGAGCAUUGAUGUGAUUGUGGGAAUGGACUGGCUGUCAGCUAAUGGAGCGACUUUAUACUAUAACAAGAAGACAGUCCUAUUACCAGUGGAUACUACUACUUUUGCAGUCCUUGAAAAGACUGUGUAUACCAUUAUGGUGGACACAGAAAUGCCUAAGUUCUUGUUUGCUACGGAAGUCAAGAAGUCAGAUCAAGAAGGAUGCCAAAUGUUCAUGGUGUUUUGUUUAAUGCAAGGAGACAAAGAACAAAAGAUUGAUUAG
This is a messenger RNA of Prosopis cineraria, 1227 nucleotides long. RefSeq lists its product as uncharacterized. The transcript has 3 exons. The record is from RefSeq and is a predicted model, not a curated record. Gene Ontology annotation, molecular function: zinc ion binding; nucleic acid binding. The coding region runs from base 1 to 1227 and encodes 408 amino acids. Lineage: Eukaryota; Viridiplantae; Streptophyta; Magnoliopsida; Fabales; Fabaceae.